Messenger RNA from Mycotypha africana, 1347 nucleotides. Its product is annotated as etoposide-induced protein 2.4-domain-containing protein. The transcript has 5 exons. NCBI's taxonomy places the organism in Eukaryota, Fungi, Mucoromycota, Mucoromycetes, Mucorales, Mycotyphaceae. The coding region runs from base 255 to 1049 and encodes 264 amino acids. Gene Ontology annotation, cellular component: endoplasmic reticulum. The record is from RefSeq and is a predicted model, not a curated record. Gene Ontology annotation, biological process: macroautophagy.
UUGUCCUUCUGUAUCCAGUCCUGUUAGCCAUCACGAGCAAUAUACCACAAUGUCAACGAUUGCUCAGGCUCCAGCAAAGCAACAUUGGCAAUACUUUUUGACUGGUCUCGAGCAGGCCUCUAACUGGCCUAAAACUUUUAUUUUAUUCUACUCGUAAAGUAUUACAUUUCUAUCAAGAGAAUUCGCUAUGUAAAGGAGUGUUUUUUUGUCUAAUUGUCUCCCAUACGAUCAGCUCGUCAAGCAUUCAAAAAGCUAUGCUGACUACCUUCUUUUUGAAUGGUGUCUUCUUUUUGGGUGGCCAAAUCUUUAUAGAAACAUUCUAUCCAAAUCAUAAAUUCUUGGGAGUAUCUUAUCUAGCGCUAUUGGGUAUUCCCACUCACUUCAUUUUGUUGACUAUUAACGGCAAAUUUUACAGUAAAGUGGCGGAAAAAGCAUAUCAGAUCCAGGCACAGUCAGUGAAAUCCAAUCCUACAGCAGGCCCAGCAGCAGCGGCAUCAACAGCAACUGUCUCUAGCUUUGCAUCCACUAUUUUGACCAUCAUCCUUUAUAUCAGUCUUGGAGUUUCAGCAAAUUUGUUGGCGCAAGUACCUCGAUUUGGAUUACUCCUCUCCUUUUUAAUGAAUUGCUUUGUCAUGUCAUACUAUUGCUUCGAGUAUCAAUGGAUAUAUAAGAAUUGGAAUAUUGAAAAGCGUUUAUCUUAUAUGGAAUCACAUUGGGCUUACUUUCUGGGAUUUGGCUUACCAGGCACAGUCAUUACUUUCUUCCUCUCUUUUCUCCGUUCUAGUGCUGUAUUUGCUCUCAUUUAUCCUAGUUUCAUCAUUAUGUCUAUGCUGGCAGCACCGGUUGCACCGACUCCAUAUAAUCAAUCUACUCCUUCAGGUGCUAAGAAUCUACAACAAAAGGAAUGGAAAAUACCCAAUAAGAUCGCUAUUUUUUACCCAACUAGAAAAUUGAUCGAUCUUGUGAUUAUUUUUGUUCGAUUGGUAGGAGGUAUCCAUGCAGACUCUAUCAUUUCUGAAAAACGCAAAGCUAGCAUCAAACAAGAAUGAAAAUCAAUAUUAAUUGAGGGAUUUCUCGCUUAUAAGUAUUAAAAGAUUCAGAAUCAUAAAAUGUCAUAAUAAAGCGUGAAAACUGUCUAGGUAAUUUCUUUAAUUGGAAACCUCCCUAAAGCUCUUGAGGCAAAUUAUCUUUGUGUUGAACGCUCAAACUGAGGAUAAUACUACACAGAGUUUACCAAUCUCAUAAGAUUGACUAGAUGAAGCAAUAUAAAGUACUUUGUUGAGAGAACAUAAUUUCAUCAAUGUCUAGAUUUGUGUGCCUGAAGGUUAAACUAGGUUCCUGAAGUUG